AACGGACAUCUUUCUCCUUAGCUCUAGAAGUACGCAUCUUCAUCAACAUUUUCCCUCCGUUACAUGAUGGUUUCGUAGGGCGUCAGCGUGUCCACUGAGAUCCUGGUGGACAAGCGAAGUCUUAGCACAUUACACCCCGGGUGCAGGAAAAUCUGUAGUGGCCAGACAAAGUGGACCAAAAAUCGAACAUCGCGACUUGAGACAAGCUGUUUUCGACCAACGUGAAACUGCGCAAGUUCCCAAGUUCCCACAACAAUACGGAUCGGAGCGACCGUCAGCUGGUGCGGUGUUAAAUAAUUUGUACAAAACUGUUAAAGUUUCUAUCGCCUUUUUUGCGGUUCGGCCACUCGUCGCAUCGGUGUGGUUUAACAUAACCUGAAAAAGAAAGUAAAUACACAAGACGGAACGAGUGUGCGCAUCUUGUGGGUCGAUUGGCGUGCAGUUUCAGUGUUUGUUUCGUGUGACAAUAACCGUGACCGUGUCGCGCGUUGGGCAGAAGAAAAUGAGACGCAACAGCUGCGUGCCGGUCGUCGUUUUGGGGACCGCGUUUUUUCUCGCAUUACUUGGUGUGGUCUGCAAUGUCCGAGCCGUUCCCUACGGUGGAGCGGGCGUCGAGGUGAACGAGCAGAACGAAUCCAUCUCCUUGACUGCCUGCUACGUCGAGGACCUACGCAACAUCCGCGAGCACCACCAGAACCCGCUGGCCAUCAGCAUCGAGCAUUGCUAUCUGCAGGAGCUGCCCAACGCGAUCUUUGUCCGCUUCAACGAUCUGCGCUCGCUCGACGUGUGCGACAGUCGGGUCAACAACCUGCAGGACUUUGCGCUGAACGGUUUGCGGAGCCUCGAAACGUUGAACCUCUCGCGCAACAACCUCACGACGGUGAAGUCGUGGAGCGAUUACGACCUCGAGACGCUCCUGGUGCUCGACCUGCGCCGCAAUCUAAUCCGUGCGAUCGACGAGGGGUCCUUCCGGCGCUAUCCGGCACUCGUGAAGCUGAAUCUGGCCGUCAACUACAUCGACAAAGUACCCGAAGGAACAUUCAAACCGGUCGCAGGACUAAAGUAUUUGAAUCUGGGCAAGAACCUGCUGACCGCGGUCGACGAACGUAUGCUAAGAGGUCUAACAAAGCUGACACAUCUGGCCUUGCACCAUAACCGCAUUCGCGCGAUACAUCUCGACGCAUUCGAAAGCAAUGGGCACCUGAGGUCGCUACAGCUGCAGGGUAAUUUGCUGACAGCUUUCGAACCCGAACUGCUGACAAACUUACCGCGACUCACGUUUCUGAACGUGAGCAGCAACGAGCUCGCGGCCGUUGGUAACCUGAGCUUCAAGUCCAACGGAGAUUUGCGGGUUCUGGACCUGAGCUACAACCGCAUCGAACAGCUGGAGGACAAUAGCUUCAAGGGGCUGUACGAUCUGGAGGUACUAAACGUAAGCAACAACCACAUUCAGAGUGUCAGCAAAUAUGUGCUGAAAGACUUUACUAAUCUUCACGAGCUCAACCUGGCCGACAACAAGCUGGACUACGUCGGCCUGAAGCUGUUUGCCUUCACCUCUCGGCUUGCCCGACUUAAUCUCACGCGCAAUGCCAUCAGCGAAAUCGAGCGCGACGUGUUCGAGGAUCUCCCGAAGCUAAACACUCUAGAUCUGGCCUACAAUCAGCUAACCGACGACAGUUUUCUUUGGCCACUGAUAAAUCUAAGCGUGUUGAAUAUGAGUCACAAUGGAUUCCGGCGCGUUAACGCUUCGCUUCUGGAGAGCCUUAGCCACGUUGAACUCUACGGCAACCCCUGGGACUGUCGCUUCCUGGUGCAGGAACUGAUACACCACAGCCGGAAUGUUGUGUACGGCAAGAACUACGUGGUGGAGAAUCCGGCCAACAUCAUCACGGCGACCGGCAUCGAGUGUACCGAUGAUCGGGGCAAGCAACGGGACAUCGUCGUCGUUGAACCACUAGCGAGGCCUACGGACAAUGAUGCGGAGUUCCACCGGUACCGGUUUUUCCACGACGGACACGUAGACACACGCCCCAUCCAGGAUGAUUUCGACGCCAAAUCAACCAUCAUCUGGCUCAUGUCGGGCGCGAUCGCCGUGUUUGGGGCGUUCAAGUUGAUCCAACUUCUGCUGCGGCACUCGGAACAUCAGAGCGAAAAAUGGCGCCUAGCGCAACAUGUAAGUAGUCACGAAGAUCACGAAGCCGCCCGGCAGCACUACGCUGCUGGCACUCUGUCCAGGACUGGCCACCCCGCUUCCACUGGUCUGUCACCCGUUUCACCUGGUGGCUUCCAUUUCUUUCUGCCUGUUCCUCGUGCGGCUUGCGAGCGUCAGUAUACGCCGACGAUUUAA
Anopheles cruzii is the source of this 2347-nucleotide messenger RNA. RefSeq names its product insulin-like growth factor-binding protein complex acid labile subunit. Lineage: Eukaryota; Metazoa; Arthropoda; Insecta; Diptera; Culicidae. The record is from RefSeq and is a predicted model, not a curated record. The coding region runs from base 503 to 2347 and encodes 614 amino acids. The transcript is spliced from 3 exons. Gene Ontology annotation, molecular function: protein binding.